AUGUCUGGGACGUACAAGAAUUAUAUGAGAUUAUUAGAAUCGUGGCCUCUCGAUCCAACAAAAACUGGCAGAGAUUUGGGCCUGCACAUUCGAGACCAGAUAAAGAUUGCUUUCGCAAAGGGGGAGAGCUCUCAGGUUGACAAGGAGUUAUGCGAUAGGUAUUACGCCAGUUUAAAACGACUGGCAUCGAAUCAUUACGGCUCGCUCUAUAAGCGUACGUUAACUUCUACUGCUAGCGGUCUCACGGUGGAACAGUGCAAUUUAGCACUUUCUCCAGAACUUCAAGAAUUCUUUGCAGAAGAGGAAAGGAGUUACUUCAGUAAAGCAAGAAGGACGGUACAAUAUUAUUUAGAAAAAGAUAAAAAAGAUAAAGAUCAUAAAGAAUCGUGA
Orussus abietinus is the source of this 390-nucleotide messenger RNA. Its product is annotated as ubiquinol-cytochrome-c reductase complex assembly factor 2-like. Gene Ontology annotation, biological process: mitochondrial respiratory chain complex III assembly. Bases 1 to 390 code for a protein of 129 amino acids. NCBI's taxonomy places the organism in Eukaryota, Metazoa, Arthropoda, Insecta, Hymenoptera, Orussidae. The record is from RefSeq and is a predicted model, not a curated record. Gene Ontology annotation, cellular component: mitochondrial matrix. The transcript has 2 exons.